AGUAGGACGUCCCUCUCGGCCAAUGCAGGAAACCCUUGCUGACCCGCCUCUGCCGAGAGCUCGGCCGGAAGAUGGCGGCGGCCGCUGAGUUGACGCUGCUGGAGAAGUGUCUAGGGCUGAGUAAAGGGAACAAGUACAGCGCUCACGGCGAGCGCCAGAUUCCAGUUCUUCAGACGAACAAUGGUCCAAGUCUAACGGGAUUGACUACCAUAGCAGCUCACCUAGUCCAGCAGGCCAACAAGGAAUAUUUGCUGGGGAGCACCGCAGAGGAAAAAGCAGUGGUUCAACAGUGGUUAGAAUACAGGGUAACUCAAGUAGAUGGACACUCCAAUAAAGAGGACAUCCGCACUGUUCUAAAGGAUCUUAAUUCAUAUCUUGAAGAUAAAGUCUACCUUACAGGAUAUAACUUCACAUUAGCAGAUAUCCUCUUAUACUAUGGACUUCAUCGCUUUAUUGUUGACCUGACAGUUCAAGAAAAGGAGAAAUAUCUUAACGUGUCUCGCUGGUUUUGUCACAUUCAGCAUUAUCCAGGCAUCAGGCAACAUCUGUCUAGUGUUGUCUUCAUCAAGAACAGACUAUAUACUAAUUCCCACUAGAAGCCAUCUGCGCUGUACAGAAGAGUGAUUAAGAUAUUUUAAAUGGAAAGUGUAUUCUGGACCAGAGGGCUGACAUGAAUUGAUAGACAGCCAUUCUUUAUUCAUUGAAGUUGGUAGAAUUUUUAAAGUAUAAACUUGUGUCCCAACAUUUUAUUUGUUCUUUCGUAGAAAUUUUGCAGUUUUUUUAAUGUAAAACUUCAAGUGCUGUCAAAACUUGAGUUGAGAUCAAGGUAUCAAUUAUCUUGUUUUUAUAGAUGAAAUUUAUUUUAAUAAAAGUUGCAAAUCAGUGGCUUAAUCUUAAAAAAAAGAGUCAUUCCGAUGGUUGACAUAUUUGGCUAUUUAUUGACCUCUUUCAUCUUAUAAAUUAAUUUUCCCCUUCUGAAUAUUUAUAGUAGUUUGUUUUUUAAGAACUAGGGUAAAUUGUGCCAAGGAGACAAAAAGGGAAGACAGAUGGAUUUGUUUUCAAAUAUUUAUGUGAGCCAGUAAACGUGGUUGAAAAAGUCAUUUUUUGUUUGUUUCUUUCCUGUAGUCAGUAUUCAUUGAGGUGAAACUACUGCACUGCCCUAGAGGGAAGUGGAAUAAAAUACAUUCCCUCG
This is a messenger RNA of Mesoplodon densirostris (Blainville's beaked whale), 1192 nucleotides long. It is a transcript of the gene EEF1E1, whose product is annotated as eukaryotic translation elongation factor 1 epsilon 1. Gene Ontology annotation, cellular component: nucleus; aminoacyl-tRNA synthetase multienzyme complex; cytoplasm. Bases 72 to 596 code for a protein of 174 amino acids. The transcript has 4 exons. The record is from RefSeq and is a predicted model, not a curated record. Gene Ontology annotation, biological process: positive regulation of DNA damage response, signal transduction by p53 class mediator. Lineage: Eukaryota; Metazoa; Chordata; Mammalia; Artiodactyla; Ziphiidae.